AGACUCACACUCGGAGGCAUAAACUUGAGCUAACAAUAAAACAGUUUGGUUUGCACCACCAUGGACGGUUCACUCUCCGCUGCCGAUGAAGAAUCGAAGCUACCAUCUUCCGGCCAUAAGCGUGGCAGCUGGAGGGCCUUUCCCUUCAUUGCAGCAUCGACGGCGGGAUUGACGGUGGCGGCAGGAGGAUGGAUGAGCAACCUGAUAGUGUAUAUGAUAGGGGAAUUCAACGUGAAAAGCAUCGAUUCUGCCCAAAUAGGCAACGUUGUCUAUGGCUGCACUACCAUGUUUCCGGUCAUUGGAGCUAUCAUCGCCGACUCCUACUUGGGCUCUUUCUCUGUCAUCUGCAUUUCUUCUGUCAUUUCCUUCCUGGGCAUAGUCCUUCUAAUGCUAACCUCAACACUAGACUCCUUGAGGCCACCACCAUGUGACAACAAUGGAUCAACCUUAUGCACCAACCCAACAAAGGCCCAAUAUGCAGUCCUAUACACAGCCCUAGCCCUAGCCAUCGUAGGUGUGGGAGGCACAAGAUUCACCAUAGGAACAAUGGGUGCUGACCAGUUUGACAAUCCCAAGCAACAAUCCAUUUUUUGGAACUGGUUUAUCUUCAUUUUGUACUCCUCUUCAGCAGUAAGUGGCACAGCCAUUGUCUAUGUUGAAGACAAUGUGGGCUGGGGUUGGGGGUUUGGGAUCUGUGCUGUGGUUAACAUUCUUGGGUUAGCCAUUUUUGUUUUUGGGGCACGGUUCUACAGACGGGUUAAGCCCCAGGGCAGCCCGUUCAUGGGUUUGGGUCAGGUUGUUGUUGCUGCUAUCCGGAAAAGGAAUGUAUUGGGUUCGGGCAGAAGUGAAGAUUAUUACCAGAAUCCGGUUGAUGGGGGCACGAAGAUGGUGGCUGCAACACCUUCGGAGUCUUUCAAGUUCUUAAACCGUGCAGCCUUAAAAACCGAAGGAGACAUCCGAGAAGAUGGCUUAAUAGCAAAACUAUGGAACUUAUGCACAAUCCAACAAGUAGAAGAUCUCAAAAGGCUAAUCAGAAUCUUCCCACUAUGGUCAACAGGCAUAUUCUUAACCACCCCAUUGGCCAUCCAAUCCAGCCUAACUACCCUCCAAGCCCUCAGCGUCGACCGCCACGUUGGGCCCCAUUUCAAAAUCCCAGCUGGGUCCAUGACCGUCUUCAUACUUGUCUCCACUUCCAUCUCCAUUGCCGUCAUUGACCGCUUGUUAUAUCCCCUCUGGAAGAAGCUCACCGCUCGAACGCUGACACCUCUACAACGAGUCGGGGUUGGUCAUGUGGCGAACGUGCUGAGCAUGGUGGUAUCAGCCCUGGUGGAGUUAAAGCGGCUCAAGAUGGUUGACGCUCACCACCUUCAAAACCAAACCAAUGGUUCCACUGUCGUACCCAUGUCUGUCUUAUGGCUAGUACCACAGCUAGUUAUUGCCGGUAUCGCAGAGGCAUUUCAUUUGCCCGGCAACGUCGCGUUCUAUUACCAAGAAUUUCCUCCGUUGUUGAAAAGCACGUCGACAGCAUUGGUGGCUCUGCUCAUCGGCAUUGCGUUUUAUUUGAGCACCGCCGUGGUUGGGAUUGUUCGGAGGGCGACACUGUGGUUGCCGGACAAUAUAAAUGAUGGAAGGAUGGAUAAUGUGUAUUGGGUGUUGAGUUCGGUAGGGGUGUUGAACUUUGGCUAUUAUUUAGUGUGUGCUUGGUUGUACAAGUAUCAAGAUGUUGAAGAUGUGGUGGAUGAUGAUGAUGAUGGUUUUAGGUCCAUUGAAUGAUAUAUUUGGGGUUGAUCAAGAGUUCAAUUUGGUGUCUGAUUUACUACUGCAUCUGUUGUUGUGGUGUUGUUUGUACAUAUCCAUUUGUUUUAUGUAUCAAAAUUGAAAAAUGCUAUGUAUUCAGAAUUUGUAUUUUAAAAAUUAUUCAAAAGUGAAGUGUAUGAUGCAAAUUUGUGUA
Camellia sinensis is the source of this 1951-nucleotide messenger RNA. Lineage: Eukaryota; Viridiplantae; Streptophyta; Magnoliopsida; Ericales; Theaceae. The record is from RefSeq and is a predicted model, not a curated record.